Messenger RNA from Coccinella septempunctata (seven-spotted ladybird), 7025 nucleotides. RefSeq lists its product as uncharacterized. The transcript is spliced from 19 exons. Bases 194 to 5632 code for a protein of 1812 amino acids. NCBI's taxonomy places the organism in Eukaryota, Metazoa, Arthropoda, Insecta, Coleoptera, Coccinellidae. Gene Ontology annotation, biological process: protein dephosphorylation; negative regulation of protein kinase activity. The record is from RefSeq and is a predicted model, not a curated record. Gene Ontology annotation, molecular function: cation binding; protein serine/threonine phosphatase activity.
CGAUGUUGUCAAUGUCCUUUUGUCCUAACUAAAACACCAAAUAGAACAAAAAGCUAUUUUUUUAAAAGUAUAAUAAGGAAUUACCUAAUGUUUCUUAGUGAUUAGUACAAAUUAGACUACCCACUCAUUUUCACAACGAAUUAUGUGUAUAUGUUGAUAUCCUUUUGUGAAUUUCAAUAUUUUAAUUGCUCAAAUGGCAAACGACGAAUGUAUGAACGAUUAUCGCAAUUUUUUUCAGUAUUUUCAUGAAACGUUAGAUCCUAAUGAUCAACUACCUGUUAGAAUAUCUAGUUAUAGGUUGUUUAAAGAAGAAGUUGUUGGUGCAAUCUUCAACUGGACGAAUCAGUAUUUAAAUGAUAAAAAAUGCCCUCGGCACCUCAUUUCUUUCCUUUCAAGAAUAGUGAUAGAAGAAACAAGAAAACGUUGCAAGAAGCAACCUGUCCAAUGUGGAUUCAAUCCAUCCGAAAAUGCUUAUGGGCCUUUGAAAUUGAUGCAUACAGUGAUAGAGGUGAUAAAUGAGGUCUGCCUUAAUUAUAAGUCGAGCCUGAAUGUACAAAACAGACAAAACAUGGCUGUGUCAUAUCCCUUGCCCGCACCUGAAGACGUUUAUAGUGUAGUUAGUACGUCGGCUUUGAAGAAUAUGAGGAGAAAAAUGGAGGAUCGAUUGAUAGUUGUCCAUGAUUUGAAUACAAUAUUUACCAAACAGGAUACUACACCGUCCCAUUAUUACGCAGUGUUCGACGGUCAUGGCGGCGAACAUGCAGCAGCCUACAGUGCUAACCAUUUACAUCAAUACCUCGCUGAAAGUACAAAUUUUACCUCAAAUCCCGAACAAGCAAUACGAGACGCCUUCUCCAAAACCGACUGCAUGUUCAUCAAGAAAUGUGAAACUGAGAAAAUCGAUUCUGGAACGACAGCCGUUUGCGCCCUCUUGUUACCUAAGGAGAAAACUUUGUACGUGGCUUGGGUGGGAGAUUCCCAGGCUGCUCUAGUGAGCGGGGGUAAGGUACGGUCCUGUGUAGAACCCCAUAGGCCGGAUAGACAGGAUGAACGUCAAAGAAUUGUCGACGAAGGCGGUACGAUCCUGCAUUGGGGCGUUUGGAGGGUAAACGGCAAACUUAGUGUUUCAAGAGCAAUAGGUGAUGCAGAUUACAAACCCUACGUGAGUGCCACACCUGAUAUAGUAAAGAUCCCUUUGGGAGGGGAGGAAGAUUUCCUCAUCCUUGCUUCAGAUGGUUUAUGGGAUCAUUUAACAAAGAUCAAAACUGCCAAAGUUGUUUAUGAGGCUCUAUAUUUCAGCCCAGAAAGGGCGAAGACGAUCAGCAGGGACUUGGUGGAUUUGGCCAAACGCAACGGAUCGUCUGACAACAUCUCGGUGAUCGUAGUCUUCCUCAGAGAUCCGCACCAGAUAGCUUCGGGGUUGAGGUGGGACAAUCGCCUCGUAAUCAUGGACACCCUGGACAACGCGAACAACCCCUUCGCCAUACCGAACAAGACGAACAACGAUGACCUACUGCUGAAUUUCGCCGAUGAACUGAAGAAGGACGACAUACCGAACAACGACCUGAUCAAGAUGUUGGAGAAAUCCAACUGCGGCCGAUUGACCCCGGACUUCGACAAGGACAACCUGGGACCGGAGACCAACGUCGACGUGCCGGACGACGGCCCGACGUCGCCGAAUUUCGACCAGAUGAAACGGCCGACGGAGGCCCUCGACAACAACCAGAACUGCAGUAAUCCGUUCAACGACAUCGAGAAGUCGCUGGAGCUGAACCUGAACCUGAAAGCGGGCACCUUCGAGGGGUUGACAUCGCCCACCGUGGAGGAAUGCGUUCCGCCUGCGAAUUCCGUCCACAAUGUGUCUCAGCUAAUUGAUGCAGGGGCAGAGAGCGAUUCAGAGGAGGACGAAGAAGAGUGGAACUACGUCAGGGGGGAAGAGGCCAACAAAGAGAACGCCAACCCGUUGCCACUGAGCUCACAGGUUUUUCCUCAGGUUGCCGAGGAGGAGGACGAAGACAUAGAAAACGCAAUGUCCCAGUUAAAUCCGAACGCGGCCGAAUUCAUCCCGUCGCCUGCACGCGCUGUAGCGUCUCCGUUGGGCAGGCUGUUGGACGAGGACCAGGUACUUUCAAGGUCGCCAAAGAAGCCGCCUCCGACGGAGGUGGACAUAAACGUCCCCAAUCAGCGCGAUUUCGAAAAGGACAUCUCGUUGAAACCGCACGAAAUAGAAGAGGCUUUCAGCAACGGCCAUCAGGACGCCUUCAACAACGAAACGAACGCUAUUAACGCGUUAAACAGUAGAUUGGAUGAAUUCCACUUCGGACCUAACGCGGCUCCAUUCACGCCAGCCAAACUGCUGGAUCAGUCUGAGACCUCGUCCACGAGGGCUAACUACGGCGACGAGUCUGAGCUAGGCGUAUCCUUCAACGACUCCAUGCUCAGUCAGGAUCAGAACGAUUUCGUACAGAAAGAUGACCCUAUGUCCAUGUCCUUCCACCAGGACAGAUCGGACGAUUCCAAUCUCUUCGACCUGAAUAAGGUGCACGUUUUGCCCGAAAAUGUGGACGAGUUUAUAGCCAAAGAAGACAAAGCCAAUUCCUUGUUCGAUGACACAAUUUCCGAUUUGACAGAGCACUUUCCACUGGGUAAUCCCGAGGAGAAAUCGAAACUGGCCGAAACAGAAUUCACUACAGAUCUAGACCACGAGGAUAAAAAUAUGGAACAACUCGACUUCAACCAAUCGAGUACGCCAAUAGAGGAUAGAUCCCAGUCCCCUUCGGAUACUCAGACUUCCGUCGAUGAUGAUAGGGUGCUCUCUCCGAGGGAGGAAAUCAGAACGCCGGUGGAAGAAGCCAGCCAAGCCUCGCCGGUUGAAGAAUGCAAAAUACCCAAAAUAGAAGAGCAUUUGGAUAUUCAAGACCGAGAAGAAACUAGAUCGAAAUCGCCAAACGAACAAAACAGACUGUAUUCUCCAUUCGAAGAUGAGCAUCUGAUAUCAUCGCCUGUUGAAGAGCACAAGUCGCCUUCUCCAUACGAAGAGAAGGAAAUGUACUCCACGCAAGAAGAAAAAGACGUUUGUUCCCCAGUCGAAGAAAACGAUGUUUGUUGUUUGAUCAGCAAACAAAACGAACCUCGGAAUGACGAAAAAGAAGUGUUUGAGGAGAAAGAUUUGCUUAGCGAAAAAGACUUAAUCCAAGAAGAAAAAUAUAUGGAAGAAAAACAACUCGAAGAUGUUGAAUCAGUGGCCGAAAAAGAAGUGAUAGAGGAAAAAGAUGUAUUGGAGCCGCAGAGAGAAAACUUCUCACCGGUAGAAGCCAUAGCCUCCCCAGAUUCAACAAGGGAUAUUAUUUCUCCAGUUCAGGAAAGACAGCUAUAUUCUCCAGAGGAAGAAGUUGAGGAUUCCCUAGUCCAGGAAAAAGAAAUUAGCCCUUCGGAUUCAGAAAUGGACACCGCUCCUAUUGCUGAGGAAAUUGCAUCAUCCGUACAAGAACGCAUUGUUACUCCGGAAGUGGAAAGGCAGGUUGCUUCUCCACUUCAGGACGGAGAAAUAACGUCUCAGGCAACAUUUGAAAGGGAUAUGACUUCUCCCACUCAAGAGGAGGAAAUAGUUUCGUCUGCCCAAGAUUUAACCUCGAUUCAAGAGAAAGAUAUCGUCUUAUCUCCUCAAGAAGAAUGUGUACUAGUCAGGGAAACGGUGGAAAGUCCAUCUUUGGAACAGGAAGUAUCCACUGCAGAAAUUGAUGAAGAUAAUUUCGCUACUGUUGAGCCGUCGAUAGGCGAACUUCCAACUGAACCCAUUGAAGUAACUACGACCUGUGAUAAUCUGGAAAGUCCCCAACAGGAACCAGAGCCCGUUGCGUCUGCUCCAUCUCCGAAUGAUGAGGAAUUCCUUAAAGUUGAAACUGAAAAGUCUGAAGAAGUAAAGGCCAAAGAAAAUGUAGAGAAUUUAUUGCAGUUAGAUAGUUUGAGCACAGUUCCACCACUUGAAGAAAAAUGUCCCUCACCGGCACCGCCAAAUGAGAACGAAUCUCUAAAAGCUGAUUCUCUGUUGGAGAUCAAUGAUGAAUCCGGUGUACAGCUCGAUCAAUCCGAAGACAACUCGAAAGCAGAAUUACCCUCCUUCGUUUCAGCUGAACAAAGUGUUGCGCCUUUGUCUUUGGAUGUUGACACGACUAAUGUAGAUCUUCACUUGCAAGAAACAUUGGAAGCGGCUGAGAACUCAAUCGACGUCUCAAACAUUCAGUGUUCUUUAAACAAGUCUGCUGCUGACACGUCUUCAAUCAACACGGCAUCGUUCCUUGAGCGAUCUUUGUUUGAAGAGGUGAAAUGUCCUAUUAGUCCCAAUCUGUCUGUCAACGAGCCCACGGUUACGUCUUGUGAAACCAGCAGUUUACUGAAGACAGAGGAAUCUAUAAACAUUUCACAAUCAUCUCCUGUGAGAGAGCAGCAACCAGACUUAUCUAAAGUUACUUCCACUCCAGUAGCAGAUAAAUUGGAGGUAGUUAAAUCUUUGGCCACAGAGGCAAAGUCCCCAGCUGAUGAUAAGACGUCCAAAGCUAAAGAAGCAGACAAAAAGCCCGCAACAAAGACCAAGGUGACCUCGUCAACAACUGCUAAAAAGGUACCUCCAACCAAAUCUACCUUGGCACCAACCACCAAAACCACAACAACAAAGCCUAGUCCAAAACCUGCUGCUAAACCAAUUUCAAAGACGAAUACUACUGCCUCCAAGGUGAAUUCCACUUCAAAGACUGAACCUGCACUUUCUAAAGUUGCCAACAAAUCGUCAACUACUGCUGCUUCCAAGGCCAAUACCACAACAGCCAGGGUUCCAUUGUCUUCUCGAACGACAACGACAACUAACAAAACAAAUGGUACUGCUGCGAAGCCAGCUACUAAAUUAUCCGCUGGUACCGUCAAGAAAUCCACAGAAGGAUCCAGUAUGAGAAGCGCAACUUCUACAGGUCAGAGCAAGACGACUUCUACAACCGCCAAGUCUACUUUAGCGUCAGCUAGGAGCGCAACUAGCACAGCUGCUCCGAAACAGCGACCCAGUACUUUGAAGUCAGCUGUUACGAAGACUGUGGAUGCGCCUAAGCCGGCAACUGCGAGAACAACAACUGCACCUAGGGUGCCUCUGACAUCUAGAACUACAGCUUCAAAAACUUCAUCCUCGUUGGUUAACAAGGAUGUGAAGGAUUCUGCUGGAAGGACCAUAUCGAAACCUAGAUCAACCACAGAAAAACAAGUUAAAGAGACUGCGAACAAAUUGACAGCUGCUUCGAGAGCAGUUUCGAAAACUACUAGUACUAUUCAGUCUCUGGCUAAAACUACAACUGUUACUAAGAAAUCUGAGGUAACUGGAACUAGAACUGCAACAAGCCGAACGACUACAACAUCUAAAGCACCUAUCAAAAAACCAUCAGAGACCAAUAAAACGGCUACUACGAAGGUUGGCAAGCCUAAGCUGAACGGUGUAGCUCCAGUAGUCAACGAAAAAAUAAUAGUCAAUAACGCCCCAAAGGAAUUGAAUAGCGUGAAUACCAACGGUGAUCAGCAAUUUGUUAAAGACAACUCACCUGUAGACAACAAACUUAUCACGGAUCAGUUAUCGGAGUCGGCAACAAAUUGAACUACUUUUCCACGAUUAGAAUCCUAUUUAUUUCACUUUAUUAAAGUUUAGGUUAUUAUGGAGACGGAUUGACACGUGAAACUCCAGCGAGAGUGUUACAUCACAGGCAUGUUUGCUGAUUGAUUGAAAAGGCCUCAAAGGAAUAGAUCUUUUUUUUAAUCCUCGAUGCCAGGAUAUUCUCCUGUAAAUCUGGCCUUGUGUAUGUUCCAGAAUCCUGUGCAAUCAGUAUGUUUUUCACUGUCUGUUCGUUUUAUUCAACUUACAUUUCGAAUGUUUCUUCAACGAAAUAUUUUAAUUUUAAGGAAUAGUCCAUUUGGCCAAAUUCUCUUAACUUCAAAGAGUAUUUCAAAUCUUCCAAAGUUUAGAAUGGAAAAUUUUACCUUGUUGAUAGUGAGUGAAGAUGACUGACAUAAGGCGUCGUUUCAAUGAUAGUGUUGUGAAAAAAUUAUAGGAUAUAUGGUUAGUCUGAUAGUUUUUCUUUGAUGAAAUUUAUACAUUAUUCAAAAAGAAAAUGUUUAUAUGUUUUUAUAUUUUGUUCGUUUGUUGAAGGUAUGGUGUUGCACCUGAGUGAGGUUUCAUUCGAAAUCAACUUCUGAUUAUACACAAAUCCAUUUAUUAUGUCAUGUAUACUUAAUCUUUACAAUGUAUAAAGCUGUGGUAAUAACCUAUAUUAAAUAUUUCCAAAAGAUUCGAAUGCGUUUUUUACUAUGCGUAGCAUUUUAGCUUUUUAUUGCCUGGUGUGCUGCCUUAUUCACUAUUUAUAUAGUUUUCACUGUUGAAAUUUCUAAUUGGGUGCUAACUACCUAGUUUGUUUCCUGUCUUUUACUUCUGAAUGUUGGAUUAAAUACUUAAUGAGUAACUGUACGGCGUAUCCCAAAGUUUCUGAUUUACGCUAUUAAUUGUACUUAGCCUCAUAAACCGAAACGUUGAAAGGACUACAGAUCUCGAUUUUCCUGAAAAUCUUGUCCAGAAUUGUUUCAGGGAUAUGACCCCAAUUUGUCAAUUUCUUUGAUCUAGUAUCGUUCUUGUUAUUUGAUAUAUCAUAAAACGGUUAAAAUUCUCUGUUUUAACCAUUUUCAUAUAUAUCAAAAAGAAUUUCGAACUGCUAAAAUUCCCAAAAUGAACAUGGUGAUCGAUAGUCCUUUCGAUAUUUUUGUCCAUUCGGCCUAGGAGUACAAGAAACUGCUGAAAUCGGGGACUUUGAGACCCCUGUACUUUCUGCUUGUGAUGUUUUAUUUUUACAUUGUACCAAUAUUUUUUUUCCAGUAAGGUUUUAGAAUAUAGGUUGUUUUAAUAUGUUGGAGUUUUAUGAAAGUUUGUACUUUUUUAAGUCUUCGGCGAUAUGAUUAUUUAUUGAAAAUGUAAUACAGCACAAAUAAAAUUUUAUAGAUCA